AUGCAUCUUGCUGCCACCGUUCAGCUAGUUUCGACACCAACGAAGGGUGUAGAUGGCAGUGAUGAGGCUCACCAGCUACUACGGACUCUCGAAGAACACACACCAGUAGCAGUCUCUGGCACCGUAAAGUCUCGCAAGGCCCCAAAGGCAGCUACCGACGGUGGCAAAGAUGGGAUUGUCCUGAUUACUGGUGCCGAAAUCAAAAUCGAAAAAGUCACCCCGUUGAACACCUUUCCAAGAGACAUCAUCAUGGCUGAGGAUACCGUAUUCCCUCCCGAGCAACGUCACCUCCAAAUCAGAAAUGACAAGAAGGUCCGAGAUGCUCUCGCAUUUAGGAGCUCGGCAGCACGUCUCGUUCGCGACGAACUGUGCGACCAGCAUGGCUUUGCCGAGAUCGAGACGCCGCUUCUAUUCAAGUCCACGCCAGAAGGCGCAAGGGAAUUCCUUGUUCCCACGCGCGCGGCCGGAAUGGCCUAUGCACUGCCGCAAAGUCCUCAGCAAUACAAGCAGAUCCUCAUGGGAAGUGGUAUCCCACGAUAUAUGCAAAUUGCAAAGUGCUUCCGCGACGAGGAUCUACGAGCUGACAGGCAGCCCGAGUUCACGCAGGUGGACCUGGAAAUGGCUUUCGCCACCGGCGAGGAUGUCAUGCGGGUCAUUGAAUCUGUCGUGAAGAGGCUUUGGAGGGAGCUCUUGGGCAUGACAGAUCUCCCGGACAAGUUUGACAGGAUGACCUACGAGGACGCCAUGUCGAAGUACGGAUCGGACAAACCAGACCUGCGUCUUGGCUCUGAAAUACGUCGCAUUGAAUACAUGCUACCACAGGAUCUCAUCAUGAAGAUUGGAUCACUGAACGAUCCCAUCGUCGAGGUCAUGAAGAUUCCAAUCGCGGAGGAGCCCGCAGACACCAGAAACUUUGUCAACACCUUCAUGGACUCGCCCGAAGCUCAGCCAUUCAUACAGAACCCACACGGACAACCUGGAAUUUUCAUUUACGAUUCUAGAAAGCCUCUGCAGGGUCUGCAGCCGUUUGGCUUUGAAGCUACGGAGCAGCUUGAAGAGACGCUGGAGCUGGAAGACGGGGACCUCGUCGUGAUCCAGGCACGGGAGAAGGCUCCCUCCUCUGGCGGCUCCACGGUCAUUGGGAAUCUGCGGCUUGCCAUCCACAAAGCUGCCGUAAAACAAGGCUUCCUACCUGCUCCCGAGGGCUUCGCAUUCACCUGGAUCACAGACUUUCCGCUCUUUUCCCCCAUGGACGAGAAUGAGCCAGGUCAGGGCGGAUCGGCGGGCAUCUCGGCCACACACCAUCCCUUCACGGCACCCAAAAGGCCCGAAGAUGUUGCUGUACUUCUCGAGAAUCCGUUGUUGGCCAAAGCAGACCAUUACGAUCUCGUCGUGAAUGGCGUGGAGCUCGGCGGGGGCAGUCGUCGAAUCCACCAUGCGCGGAUGCAAGAGUUCAUCAUGCGUGACGUGUUGAAGAUGAGCGAGGACCGCAUCAGAGAUUUUGCCCAUCUCCUCGAAGUUCUGCGUGCGGGGUGUCCACCUCACGCCGGCAUGGCUCUUGGGUUCGAUCGGUUGAUUGCGGUCAUGUUGGGAAGGGAUUCCGUACGAGACGUGAUCGCGUUCCCCAAGAGCGGCAAGGGCGAGGAUGUACUGGUCAAAAGCCCAACUCGGAUGACUGAGCAGCAGCUGGAGACCUACCACUUGGUCGUCAAGAAAUAG
Molecule: messenger RNA, 1719 nt
Organism: Lecanosticta acicola
Lineage: Eukaryota; Fungi; Ascomycota; Dothideomycetes; Mycosphaerellales; Mycosphaerellaceae
Source: the annotation of a GenBank genome assembly